This is a messenger RNA of Paramormyrops kingsleyae, 1150 nucleotides long. It is a transcript of the gene ociad1, whose product is annotated as OCIA domain containing 1. The record is from RefSeq and is a predicted model, not a curated record. NCBI's taxonomy places the organism in Eukaryota, Metazoa, Chordata, Actinopteri, Osteoglossiformes, Mormyridae. Gene Ontology annotation, cellular component: endosome.
UACUUCCGGGUUAAAAGUGCACUUCCUGCUCUCUGGAAAGGUUAUUGGGAUGUCGAUGUGUUCUUAGUGAAGAAGUGUGUUUCAUUACCCGAAACAUGUCUCAGGAUUCUUCGGGGUUUGCACCUUCCGAGCAACCACACGGGGUUUCUCCUCAGGCUAAUCCAAUAGGUCCAGCUUACGUUCUCACAGAAGAUGAGAAAAGGAUUCUGAAGGAGUGCAACCAGGAGAGCUUCCGCUACAGAUCUGGACCUAUUGCGGUGCUCAGCAUGGCCGCCACACACAUGCUCAUCGCCAGGGGCUUCCUCACUGCUUCCCCGAGGUUCGGCUCCCUGCCCAAGAUGGCGUUCGCCGGCAUCUGUGGUUUCAUGGCGGGAAAGAUCUCCUACAUGAAGACGUGCCAGGAGAAGCUGAAAAACUUGGAGAAUUCCCCUCUCGGAGAAGCCCUCCGUCAGCGGCAACACGGCCAGUUUGCAAGUCGGAAUCAGUCAGAGCCAGGGCCCCCUGACCAGCCUGCCUUUGAGCCGGUCUUCCAGCCUUCAGUGGACCUCCCUGGGACGCCAGAAUCCUUCCAAAGCAGCUCUUCCUACAGCGAAAUACCCACCUAUGACACAUACCAGCCUGCCCCCUUCAGCUCUACCCUCAGCGAGUCAGCCCCCACUGGCGUGAGCGACCAUAUCAGUGCACAAGCCACAAACCUGCCUAACGAGGAGGAAGAACCCAAGAGGAGAAGGAUCCGAUAUGAGGAGCUGCGUAGCCGAAACCGGGAGAACUAUGAGGUCAUCAUGAACCAGAAAGCUGAGGCAGCCAUCAAGCCCACCGCUGAGAAGGUGCCCCCCAAGAAGGAGGCUAAGAAGAACAUUUAUGGAGAUGCCUGGGAAGAAUGAGACUGGCGACAGUGACAGAGUGACAUCCAGCUCCUCUGCUCUCUAUUGGCUCAGCAGAUGUCUGAUUGUAUUUCUAAAAACCUGUCAUUAUGGUCUGUACCUUUCAUAUCUCUGCUUCAGACACUGUGCCAUUCCACGGUGAUCUUGGCAAUCACACAAAAAUACAGCCUCAGAACAAAUCACUGUAGUGUCCUGCCAAGCCAGCCCUGAAAUUUCUAGGUUAAAAAUGUUUUAAAUCUUCUCAAUAAAGCUAAUUCGCCAAUGGA